GCCUGUGCUUGUGUUGGAACAAGCUUUGUAGAGGUGUAAUCACACAAGGGAGACACUCUCCACCUCUCUGCUGGAUCUGUGAAAAAGGAAACUUGACGCUGCCUAGCACGACUCGUGUGUUAACUCCAAAAGAAAUGAUGACAGAAACUGCAGAAGCUGUGUCAGCCACUCUCACCACCAACAGAAACUGCACCAUAGAAAUCUCCAACCUCAGCGCUGGAUACUGCCUCAUCAACCCCAAGGUAUACAUGUCGAGUGGAUUCUGUCAGCACCCGCCCCAGCCUACGGUCCGGAUUGGAAAGACCGAAGUGUGUUCCUUCACCAAGGACGACAACACUGCCACGGGCUCAGUCGGCCUGCUGACCUACGACCUGUUCCAUAUGCAGAGCCGGGUUUGCUCAGAGCGCAUGGCCGUCAUGUUCUCUGUGCCCUUUGACCAUAACCUGUACAAGAACCGGCUGGCCGUGGGCAUGGUUGAACAAUCCCAUGCCUGCGACAAGCAGCUGUACAACAUGCUGUACGAUGGGAAAGACCUCACUAAGUUUGUCCGCUCAGAGACACACGGCUGUGGGCUGGAGUACCAUGCUACAUAUGUUGAUUUGAGGGCUACAAUGUCUGCUAUUGGCAAAGCAAUUGUUAAACUGGAGCUCUAUGAUAAAAUGGGUCGUUAGUUCUGUGCUUUGUAACAUAAUAAAUAAACUUCAUUUGAUUUGCUUCAUGUGACAUCCAUAGAAACAUAGAAGGGAGAGGAAGACUGAUUUUGCUGUCAUCUUCUAUUUGUGUCCACUGAAAGCUAUCAAUAUCUGACAGCCAGCUCAUUCUCCAUUAGCUUACUUCUUGGGUUUAUGUAUAUUGUACUCUCCCUUUUUAUCUGAUUAUGAUAAUAAAACAUUUACACCCAA
Messenger RNA from Notothenia coriiceps (black rockcod), 902 nucleotides. RefSeq names its product cytolysin Src-1-like. The record is from RefSeq and is a predicted model, not a curated record. NCBI's taxonomy places the organism in Eukaryota, Metazoa, Chordata, Actinopteri, Perciformes, Nototheniidae. The transcript is spliced from 3 exons. Gene Ontology annotation, cellular component: pore complex. Gene Ontology annotation, biological process: pore complex assembly; monoatomic cation transport; cytolysis in another organism. Gene Ontology annotation, molecular function: channel activity. The coding region runs from base 135 to 671 and encodes 178 amino acids.